Messenger RNA from Copidosoma floridanum, 983 nucleotides. RefSeq lists its product as uncharacterized. Lineage: Eukaryota; Metazoa; Arthropoda; Insecta; Hymenoptera; Encyrtidae. The record is from RefSeq and is a predicted model, not a curated record.
UGGCAAAAACAAGUCCGGAAUCGCUUGAAUCAAGUUUAUCCUCGAAAUGACCGUCAAGUCCGUCGCGUUGUUGACGACAGUCGUCGCGCUAGCGGCUCUUCAGCUAUGCGAUGCCGGCCUGUUGAAGGAUUUCGGCCGAGGUGCCGAAAACCUCGGCUCGGCCAUCAACAAAGGCGCCGCCAAGGCUGAGGACAAGCUGACCAGUUUGUUCGGCGGUGGCAAGAAGAAAGAGGAGGAGAAGCCCGCGGUGCCCAAGGAAAGCGUCUUGCCACCUGCCGUGUUGUCCAAGUCGCCCUUCUCGGAGAAGAUGUACGAGGACUCGGAUGCGCCCUCGAUCGAGAUCGUGUACAAGUCGGAGGCCGCGAGCACGACGCAGAAGUCAUCGUGGCACGGGGCUGCUGUCAUCACCGACGACACCGAGUUCGAUGACGACCAGGACAGGGUGCCCAAGAACGACGAACAAGAGCGGGAGUCCAUCGUGGGUGCGCCUAGGUGUGCUCCGGGGGAGGUUUACAUUAACCAGGGCUGCAGGACUCUCGAGUAGGAGGAUCGCAUUGCACCGUGCUUUUUGUGGAAAUCUGAUUUUGAGACCUUGAUUGUUGCAUAAGUCGUAGACGAAGAAGAAGGAAAAAGAAUUUGCCGAUGAUGCCGUUAAUAACUGUAGAACGAGAGAGACUGACGCUUACAUAAUUCCAAACAACAUUCGUUCGACCAGUUUUUUUUUUUUUUUUUUUACUCCUCACGAGCGAGACGAGCAUAAUAACACACUUUGCUAACGUUUAUUCGCCGAUUAAUCGCUGAAUCGAAAAUAUUUUCGCUUCGCACAAAUUCAUUGUACACAAAUCGUUUUCUUAUUCAUCAUCGAAAUAGUUGUACGUGCAAAUAGUAUUACCACACUCGAACAACAUUUAUACUUGUUUCUUUCUUUUUGUUUUUUGCAAUUGUUUUGUAAAUUUUUAUAAAAAUAUACACCGAUCCAGCAG